Microbotryum saponariae is the source of this 2028-nucleotide messenger RNA. The record is from the annotation of a GenBank genome assembly. Lineage: Eukaryota; Fungi; Basidiomycota; Microbotryomycetes; Microbotryales; Microbotryaceae.
AUGGAGCCACUCGCAACGUCAUCGUCGUCUUCCUCGGCCAAGUCGUCCUUGGCAGCCGAUCUCCGACUCGAUCACAAUCACCGUUCGUCGUCCGAGUCGGUUCGUCCCAAAGUGCUCAUCGCCGGUGCCGGACUGGUCGGUUCGCUGUGCGCGUCGAUGCUCGCCCAAAGAGGCUACGACGUCCUACUCGUCGAAUCGCGUUCGGACCCCCGCGAGACCCAGACUCCUACCUCGGGCGUCCGAGCCCGUUCGAUCAACCUCGCCCUUUCACCGCGAGGAAUCGAAGCGCUCCGUUCGGUCGACCAGGACCUCGCCGAUCGAGUGAUCCAACAAGGUCUCGAGAUGCGUGGUCGUCUGCUGCACAAGCGUUCCGAAGCGAAUCAAAGUCGCGUCAAGAAAGAAGCGCAGGAUUACGGCCUUUAUUCGGAGGGGGAGGUCAUUCGUUCCAUCUCUCGUACGCUCUUGGGCAUCUACCUCCUCGAUCAUAUCGAUUCCCUCCAGCAUCGCAACGACCUCAAAGGCACCGUCGAGGUGCGCUUCGAGACCAAGCUAUUGGAAUUGGAUCUCAGGGCCGAACGAGGCGUCAAGGUCAAGUUGUCCAGUAAACAGAAAGGAGAACAGGAGCUCAAGGUCGAUUGGGUCGUUGGAGGUGAUGGAGCUUAUUCCAGGGUCAGGAGGGAGAUGAUGAGGGGUGCAAAGACGAGGUACGCCCGUGAGAUUUUACACCUCCGCGUCCGAACUGGGACACAGCUCAGGCUCGUGUGGUCACGUGAGCGCACCGCACCCACCCUGACGACACCUCCGAGUUGGGUCCACAGGUUCGAUUUCAAGCAAACCUACGCUCGUCAUGCCUACCUCGAACUGUCCAUCUUGCCCGGCGGUAAGCACAACAAGUGGACGAUGGAGAACAACUACCUCCACAUUUGGCCGAGGGGAGAGUUCAUGAUGAUCGCGUUGCCGAACCAGGUCGGUCCAAAGCGAGCAAAUCUGUUUGGAGCGACAACUCACCGACUCUGCCUUGGGUAUUACAGGACGGCUCCUUUACCUUGACUCUCUUUGCUCCCCAUUCGACCUUCGAGUCGCUCGACAAAGAAUUGGACAAAUACAACUCGUCAUCUUCGUCGGCGAGGAUAGGACCCAACCCCGUCGUCGAAAAGUUUAGGGCCGAGUUCCCCGACGCGCUGGAAUUGAUGGGUGAAGACGAGUUGAUAAAGGCUUGGACCGAGAACCCCAAAGAUGGGUUGGUCACCGUCGAGGUACGUUGCGGUCGGGUUCAGUUGACGUGAGUGUUUAGCUGAGUUUGGCAGCAAUCGUGUCAUAGUGCUCGCCUUAUCAUUACAAGGACAAGGCUUUGCUCAUUGGUGAUGCGGCGCAUGCGAUGGUUCCCUUCUACGGUCAGUCUGGGGUAAAGACAUCAUGCCGUCUAUGAUCACUGACUGACCUUAUCCUGAUGAUGUUCCCUCAGGCCAAGGCAUGAACUGCGCCUUUGAGGAUGUCCGUGUCCUCUCGACCCUGAUCGACCACUACCAAGCCGCCCCCUUCCCCUCGUCCAAGAGCUCCUCUCUCCCCUACUCCUCGAACCGCCCCGACUUUCCCUCAUCGAACCCUACCUUCACCUCCCUCGAGAACGCCCUUUCGGCCUACACCGUCAUCCGGACCCCAUCAAUCGGGGCGAUCCAAACCCUCGCGCAUCGCAACUACACCGAAAUGGCCGCUUCCGUCCUGUCCCCCAUCUACCUCCUUCGCCUCUACAUCGACUCCUUCCUUUCCAAACUGCUCCGUUCAGUCCCCUUGCGUUCGGAAACGAUCUACCACGAAGGAUCCGUUUGGGAAUCCCUUUACCGCAUGACCACGUUCAGGUACGAGAUCAGUUAUGAGGAGGUGUUGAAGAGGAGGGCGUGGCAACAGCGCGUAUUGUCGUGCACUGUUGCGGGCGCGGUAGUGAGUUUCUUAGGGGUCGGUUUGGAAUUGGCGAGGAGGUCCGGGGCUUUGAGCAGUUUGGGCAGGUUGAGGUGGGAGAGAACUUAA